AUGGCAGCCCCAAUCAUUGAAUCCAGCUCACUUGCCGCACGUGAAGCUGGUGUUCCUCGGGGUUUCUUCAAUAACAAUGAUGUAGAAUCAGAGGUGAAGCGGGGAUUUUUCAACAACAACGAUGCAGGGUCAGAUGUGAAACGAGGAUUUUUCAACAAUGCAGAUGCAUCAGAUGCUUCAAAAAAGAAGCGGGGAUUCUUCAACAACAACGACGUAUCAGAUUCCUCAAAGGCCAAGAGAGGAUUCUUCAACAACGGGGUCUCAACGGCGGAAGUUUCAAAACGCGACGAGGAGGUGGAUGAUGAUGGAUAUUAUUACACAUAUACAGAUAGUAGCAAGUAA
Messenger RNA from Botrytis sinoallii, 342 nucleotides. RefSeq lists its product as uncharacterized. The transcript has 2 exons. The record is from RefSeq and is a predicted model, not a curated record. NCBI's taxonomy places the organism in Eukaryota, Fungi, Ascomycota, Leotiomycetes, Helotiales, Sclerotiniaceae. The coding region runs from base 1 to 342 and encodes 113 amino acids.